Aspergillus pseudoviridinutans is the source of this 1383-nucleotide messenger RNA. Its product is annotated as lysophospholipase 1. Gene Ontology annotation, cellular component: cytosol; intracellular membrane-bounded organelle. The record is from RefSeq and is a predicted model, not a curated record. Gene Ontology annotation, molecular function: A2-type glycerophospholipase activity. The coding region runs from base 1 to 1383 and encodes 460 amino acids. The transcript has 2 exons. NCBI's taxonomy places the organism in Eukaryota, Fungi, Ascomycota, Eurotiomycetes, Eurotiales, Aspergillaceae. Gene Ontology annotation, biological process: glycerophospholipid catabolic process.
AUGAACCCCGCGCAGUUUUGGGGUAAUAUCACGACUCAAGUCAAAGCGAAGGAGGAGGCUGGUUUUGUGACUACUAGCGCCGAUAUUUGGGGUCGGAUAGAAGGUUACACUUUCUUCAAUGCUAGCCAUGGUGGAGUUGACCUCACCUGGUCCUCUCUUGCAAAGUCCCGGGCCUUCCAAGACGGCGACAUGCCACUGCCCCUGGUCGUUGCUGAUGGCCAGUAUUUUAACAAAUUUGAGGACAGUCCCACCCCGAAAGAACCGAUCUACGAAUUCUCUCCUUGGGAGUUCGGCACAUAUGAUAACUCGAUCUAUGGAUUCGCGCCACUGCAGUAUCUGGGCUCUCGAUUCGUGAAUGGUGUGGUGCCAGCAAACGAGACCUGUGUGCGUGGCUACGACAACGCCGGUUUGAUCAUGGGAACAUCCAGCGACGUAUAUGAUCUGGAUGGUGUGGACAUCGCUGCCCAGCUGCGCAAGCUUAUCCCCGAAAUUUCCUCUCAAAACGCCGCUCUUGGAGACGUGCUUUCAAAUGCUGUGGAAGAAUACCUCGGCGCCCUCAGCUCGACAAACUCUACAGUGAAUGGGCCUGCAGCCUACGACCCCAGUCCCUUCUACCAGUACAACAAGGACUCAUCACCAUUUGCGCAGGGCACGAGACUGACGGUAGUUGACGGAGGUGAGGAUGGCCAAAAUAUCCCGCUCAACCCGCUUAUUCAGAGAAAGCGCAAUGUGGAUAUUAUCUUUGCGGUUGAUUCCGGCUCUGACGUCGCCGCGAAUUGGCCGAAUGGCACGACAAUGAUCGCCACCUACGAGCGUACCUUGGCCGGUUUCGCCAACGAUACAUCCUUCCCUUCAAUUCCAGACGCAAACACGUUUGUCAACCUAGGUCUUAAUAGCCAUCCGACCUUCUUUGGCUGCAACAGUUCCAACCUGACGGCGCCAGCACCCCUGAUCGUGUACUUGCCCAAUCACCCCGUCACCUACAUGUCGAACCUCGCCUUGAAUGAGAGUAGUUUCAACACCACCAGGCGCGACUCCAUCAUCCUGAAUGGCUACAAUAUUGCCACCCAGGCUAAUGGCACUCUGGACUCCGACUGGUCCACAUGCGUAGGCUGUGCGAUUCUCAGCCGCUCCUUCGACAGAACCGAUACCACUGUUCCGAAGGCUUGCAGUCAGUGCUUCCAACGUUACUGCUGGAAUGGAACGAUAGAUGAUCGGACCCCAUCAUCGCCCUAUGCGCCGUCGGUCACUUUGUCUUCUUGGACGCCUGGAUCCACUUCCACAUCUACAUCUGCAGCUGCUCAUGGCAUGAGUACCUCACUUGUUCCUGCUGGCUGGUCUGCCGUGGCAAUUGUUGCCAUGGUCCUUUCCAAGCUCAUCUAA